UCUACUGCCAGUUCCAGUUAUAAAGUCAGUUUUAAUAUGAACUUUUCGUGUAGAUUAGUACCAACUAGGAAUAGAUCAUUUUGUUGAAUUAAUUCCGGUUUAUUAACUUUGAAUUUGUAGUAAUUAAACUUAUCCUUGGAAACAAGUGUUGUUUGUUUACCAUUUGAAAUUUUUUGUAAACAAUAUUAUGAUGGCCGUAUUUGUUUGCCGCCGGAUCCUAAGCAAUAUUUGUGAUGAGUGAAACAGACGAUACGGAUGUUCUCCUACUAAUACCUCCAAAUUUUUUCCUCGUCCAGUCUUCUGAUUCUGAUAUUUCACCACUGGAGUCCUCUAGAACUGUUGUUCACAAACCAGUUUCAUGCACUGCUCAGGUACUUGGUAAACUUGUUGAUCAGGUACACACACUCAAAUCUAGGCUUGAAAGUAUAGAAUUGGAUUCCAAUAUAAGCGCCUCGCUCUCUUCCUAUAUAACAGGAGAUUCGGAGAGCAUUAGAUGUCGUAGCAUUGACAGAAAGUGUUUCACAUUCCCGCGUCGCCGUCGUAGAAAAUAUAAAAAAGAUAAAGCUAAGGACUCAUCACUAACAAGUCUAGAUACAAUCAGCAACAUUAUUAAGUUCAAAGAGAAUGCUAGGUUUGAGUUUGAUGAAUGCCACAGUAUGGAUGGUGAUAUAAGUAGCAUUGUUUCAUCUCCAAGUAAAAAAAACAAUACACUUUUUCUUAAUGAAAUUGAUGAGUAUUUGUCUAAAGUGGAGUCAUUUCAAAAUCCAAACAGAAGGGAUCAUGAGUCUGUUAGUCCAGAGAAUAUAAUCAAAGCAACAGGUGAUUAUCUGAAGAGUAAAUAUGACUGCAAGAGUAACAGAAAUGUUGGUUCCGCUAACAUGAUACCUGACAGUAACAUUUUGGAGAAGUACAUAUAUCUAAAUAAUCCUACUCAUUCAGAAGCAUCACAUGAUUCCCUAAAAAUGGAUCAAAAAGCACCAAGUAUACCUAGUGACAAUCAACCUAAGUCACCCACUGUACGAAGACUUAAUUUCUCUGAAAGCAGAGAUGUGCAAUCUACGUCAACACCAAAACGACAGUCUACAAAUUCACAGUGCACAUUUAAACCGAGUUCAAAUAAAGUAUACAACCAAGCCACAAAAAUGUUAGAACAGUAUAAUAAAUCCCAGAGUUACAGCUGCGACUUACAAUCCUCAAGACAGGAGACCAAUGCACAGAAGGAAGAGUUUAAAAUGCCCCAAAUGCGACCAUUUAGAUUAGAGAGCAGAGAUGAACAUAAAUUGCAUAAUAUAGAUACAAUAGAUACUGAUCUUAUUAGUUUGAGUGAGCUCUGGGGUGGAAGGGAGGGGGGAGAAAAAUAUGACAAUAACAAAUUAGAGGAAGAAAGGUUGAAAAGAGAGCAUUGUGAGGCAAUGAUACAACAACUGCAGAGGAAGAUCUUAGAGCAGCAGGAGAAGUUAGCUGUAGCAGUCAAAGUAGACCGUUCUAAAGAUGCAGCAAUUAAUAAAAUGAAGGAAUCUUGGUUUCGACUCACAAGUAGUCUUGAUAAAGCAGAAGAAAGACACAGAUCAGCUCUUGAUGAGAUGAAUCGUCAAGUAGAUAAUUUUAAGAUUGUUGCCGAAGAAGCCCAGAAGAAAACAAAACAUUUUGAGUCUGAACUGUACAAAGCUCUAGAUUUAGCCCAUGAUUAUCAAGAGAAGUAUAAACAGCUGAGUACAGAAAAAAUUGUACUACAAGAUACUGUGAAUGAAGCAUUGACGUGCAAAGAUGAAGUAAUAAGGAACAAGGAUAGAGAAAUAGAAGUUCUGAAGGAGAACUACGAAACAGUGAUGAGACUUAACAAACAAUCCACUGACUGUGCUAAGAAUCUUGAAGAUGCAUUAGAAAGAGAAAAAUCUGAUCAUGAUUUAACGAAGGCUAAAAUAAAUGAAUUGAACAUUAAAAUUGAUCAAAUGACGGAUGACAAAUCUCUGGUGUUGCAAGAGAGAGACAUGCUGAAGGUGAAAAUCACCGAGGAGAAAGCGAGGAGCAGUAUGCUGGAGAGACAGCUUUGUGAUACACAGAACCAGCUCAGCGAUAUGUUGAGGAAAUGUGACAGUCUAGAUAAUGAAACUAAAAACCUCAGAAAGCACCUCGAACUUCAAAAGAGUGAGCUGAAGAGUCAUUACCAGCAGCAGUUAGAGGAAGCAGUGAUAGGGAAGCUACAAGAGUUCCAGAAACAGCUAGACCUCGCUGAGAGAGAUAUGGAGGCUGCGGCCAGGCGCCGGGAGAAUGUUCUUGUUGAAUCAUACAAUAAGCAGAUAUUGAGGAUCGAAGAGCAACAUCGCCUCGAGGUGAAUGUUCUGGAAGAGAAACAGAAGGAAGAAAUAAAGCUGUGCAGACUGCAACUGGCACAGGCUACUGAGAAGAUUGGAUUGCUGGAAAGCAAGGUGGAUGGAUACAGGCGUCGGCGCGGUGAACUGGCGGCACAACUGCACUCCGUGAUGGAGGCGCAGUGGAGGCAGGCGCUGUCCAUCCUCACCGAUCACACGCAUCACCAAGCCCAAACUCCUCGGCCACAAGAGUACACGUCUAAAAUACCUCCGCUGAGCGUUCCCUCCUUAGAGAAGCUACUGCGGGACAGUGAGGGAGCGCACAGAGGGAUGGGAAGGGGUGACGAGGACCCGCCGAGGGAUCGCAGCGACGACUUGAGCGACACAGAGCUGCACGACUAUGUUAGGACUUUACUCUCGAAGCCGGUUAAGUUCGAUGCGAGCGAGAAGCCUGAGCGAGACAGAGACAGACAGAGCGACGAGAGCCGAGCGCGAGCCGAGCGACACCCGGACAGACAGACGACCGGACACGGCAGCAAACCACCGUGGAAGGCGUGACGCCGGCGAACCGUUACCUGGGCUCCACUCAUAGUUCCAGGAAAGAUGUUCGAUAAUUUUAAAUUAUAAAUUAAAAAAAAAUUGAAUCGACCCAUACAUGUGUAAUCAGUACACCUGAUUCUGGAAGCUUAUGUUGAGAAUAAUAAGCAAGAGACUUAAUAAUUUUAAACAAAAUGUAAUAUAUUAUAAUUAUAAAAUGCUUGCCUGUUUUUUUUUAGAUAAAACCAACCUUAAAUCAUUCAAAUUGAGCUCAAAAUGGUUUUGAAGUUCAACUUGAUAAUUUAUUACAAUAGACUGAUUUUAGAAUUCCUUUAGCAUUUUCUGUCUCUUUUGACAGAUGACAUUAACUGUUUACUGUUCCAUUAUGAAAUAAUUUAUCGCCUAUAUUUGCCAAAUACAAUAUUAAAAUUAUUAAACAUGGUAUGUGCCUUGUAAUUUAUGCUAUUUAUACAAAUCUCCCUCGAGAUAAUAUGAAAUAGUAAUUAAUCAGUUAGAUAUUUAUUACAUAUUAAGAAGUUCCUGUAAUAUUCUAUAUUUUGUCAAAUAUUGUCUUGUAAUAUAAUUUUAUAAAUAA
This is a messenger RNA of Leptidea sinapis, 3444 nucleotides long. RefSeq names its product paramyosin (gene Cnb). Lineage: Eukaryota; Metazoa; Arthropoda; Insecta; Lepidoptera; Pieridae. The coding region runs from base 234 to 2870 and encodes 878 amino acids. The record is from RefSeq and is a predicted model, not a curated record. Gene Ontology annotation, biological process: centrosome separation; mitotic cytokinetic process; centriole replication. The transcript has 9 exons. Gene Ontology annotation, cellular component: centrosome; centriole.